AUGAUGGAGGUACCCGCCGGUCAAACCUCUAAAAGUUUAAAGAAAGGAUGGUAUUUAGCCAUAAGCCCCGAUGGACAAUAUAUCCUCACAUUUAACAGCAAUACAUUCCAAUAUAAAAUUAUCAAAAUGGAAAACAAAGAAAAAUUGUUCGAAGCGAUAAUUGACAAAAAGAAAUUUCCAAAUUUCGAACUUCAUAAACGUCCUUCAGAUAAAGAUUCCGAAUUUCCCAUGUUUAAAAUAGCGUUAUCAAAUAUUUUUGCGAAUUCUAUCUUCGUCGCGAUAUCGUUUGUGAUCAAAAAUGAUAUGUUGGCUAAUAAUGAUAAUAAAUUACAUGGCACAACGAUUAUUUACCGCACCAUGAGAGAUUUGAAAGAUCAUUGGAGUGAUCAUUCUUUCCACCAUUAUUUUCCAAAAGGUGGAAUGGUUAAUUUUGUUCAUUAUAAAGAUGAAAAAAUGCAUUGCUUCAUAUUUAACUCAAGUGGAAUCUUUAGCUAUACUUAUCGUAUUAAGGACCUGUCACGAUAUAUAAAACAACAUUACUUUUACCCAAUGAGACUUCAAGAUGAAUUGACAAAUUUAUACAAAUUUAAUUCUUGUUUAAAGAGAAUACGAGCUUGCAUGUUUGACGAACAUUUUUUGAUUGAGCAAUAUAAUGAAGGUACUCAAUCCAUACAAUUAUUUAGCUUGGUCACCAUGGAAAUGGAACAAAUUUUUCAAAAAAAGUUGGAUAGAUCCUUGACGAAAAAGUUUGCUCGUCCCAUCUUCUCGAUUUCCAAAAAUAAAUAUCUCUUGAUGUUUUCAAGAGGUAUUGAGACCAUCUUAAUCUUUUAUAUCGAGAAUGGUUUAGAAAUUGCAAGGAAAAGUUUUGGGAAAGGUACGAAAAUAAUGUUUGGCGAAUUUAUUAAUGGAGAUGAAGGAUUAUUGUUAAUUAUUAAGGAAAAAAGGAAGUUUUCAAUUAAAAUUUGGGAUUUAUUUGAUGCGUCCGAGAAUCAAAUUCGAACUUAUGAUAGCGAUGAAUAUUUAGAUGUUAAAAUGAAAUCUUAUAAUGCGAGAUGUCCUGGAAAUCUCUUAACGAUUGAUGCUGAUGGUACGGUUUCGUCAAUAAUUGAUAAAUGGAUUUCAAAGGAAAUUGUAAGGGAGAUUUCUAAAAAAGAUCAUUAUGAUUGUAAAUUAAUUCCACCUGGUGAAAAUAUUAUGUCCCUACAUGAAGAUCAAGGUCAUUGCAUUUACCAUCGUAAUCCAGAUAAUACCUCUUUGAAACCAUUAGUUAGCGAUAAAGAACCUUGGGUAUACGAAAUUGAUUAUGAACGAACUUCUGCCUACCUUGACGAAGAAGAGACAAUUCAAUUAAUCAUUGGAAGAACCACGGUACAAGUUUGGAGGAAAAAUAAAGAUGGUUCAAUUCUUGAAUUUAUUUGGGCAAAUAAAACUGACCCGAGUGAUAAUGAUAAAGUGGAAAGUGAGAAUGCGUUGAAAAUAGAGGAAUUGACGGUUGGGAUUAAAUCUUUUUAUUUAAAAGUCAAAUGGGUUUAUAAUAACGUUGAUCAAUCGGUCGAGAUUAAAUGGCCAUCUACAGACGGACACGUUACUGAUGUAAUUCAUGCUUGCGCGGCUUUAGCUCACGUGAAUUGUCGAAAAAACAACCUUGUGGGAUAUAAAAAGCGUCAUAAAUAUGAAAAAUUGAUGAAUUAUAUUUCCCUUUUAAUUUGGAAAUUUAUCAAGAAAAAACAAGAAACUUGGAAAUUAUUGGAUGUUCGAUAUAAUGUAAUGGCUGAUAUUAUCAUUGGAGGCUCUACUUUUCUUAUAAAAUUUAUUCUGCUUGAUGAAGUUGAGAAUGAAAAGGAAUUAAAAAAAACAGGCAACAGACGACUUUUGCAUAUACCACAACUUCGACGAUGGAAUAAUGAAACGGUCGAUCUCAAAGUGCAUAAUGGGGAGAAUCAAUCAAAGGAAUUGUUACUUAAUUAUGAAUCAACUGAUUUGACUGAUUUACAAAUUGCGAUUCGUUUAUGCUCAAAAGAUCCUCGCCGCGUUAACCGUCAUAUUGUUAUUGUCGGGUAUCUUUUAGAAUAUUAUACCACCCACGCAACACGAAAUCUUGGAUGGUUAAUUACGGUUUCUAAAGCACUUCCGGAAUUAUAUAACGAUAAUCAUGAAUUAUUAAAUUAUUACGCUAGAGAAAUAUUUUUUAAGAAAUGUUUUAAGGGACUAGAGUUGUCAGAUAAUAUCGAUUAUAGAGAUUUUAUGCCUCUUGACGUUGAAAAAAGAAGACAAAAAUCACAAAAAUUCAUUGCGUUCUGUCCGAAUACAAAACUAGUUGUCAAGGAAAAAAAUCGUCGAUUAAACUUGGAAGUCCUUCAAGAAAUAUUAAUAACGAUUUAUUUCAAAAUAUAUCAAAAAAUUUUUCCGAAUCCUUUUAAAAACAUUCCACCAUUAAUACAUAUUGUUCCUUUGUACGAAUUUACCACUAGUGAUAUCGUAAAGAAACAAAUCGAAGAUCAAAAAAAAGUUCAAACUUCAUUUCUUGUGAAAUUAUUUCAAUUGUUAUUUCUUCCUCGAAGAUAUUUAUUAAAAGAUACCGGUGCAUUUAACAAUUUAUCGCAACUUAGUCCAUUUAUCCAGAUUAUUAGAGCGGCAAAGGAUAAUAAUGUAUUUAAUAAUCCAACAAUGGAAGCUACGAUUAAUCAAAGAUGGUAUCCUGCAAGAAAUUAUUUUCUUCAACUUUAUUUCCAAUUUAUUUUAUAUGCAACUUGUUUUGCAGUUUUAUGCGAAUUUUAUCUUUCUCAUGUAGAAAUAACGGGAAAACUUAAUCAAUAUACGCAACUAGAGCAUCAUGGAUGGAAACGUUAUUUUGAAUUUUUCAAUUUUUUUGAUUUAUUAAGUACUAUUUUACCCCUUGUUAUAAUGUCCACGUAUAUUAUAACUUCAUUUAAAUUUUCGAAUGGGUUUGCAGACGUUAUUACGACAAAAGAUAUAUCAAUCUACAUCUCCUUUACCAUGUUAAUACUCUGGUUUGAAUUCAUUUUAUAUCUUCGCUUGUUAUCGGUACUUGCAGCCUUCGCUCACUCAAUGUUUAUUUUAUUACAACAUCCAACUUUUACUGACGUCACACCGAAAACUGACGAAUACUCAUUGACAAAUACUACAACUAAAGAGCCCAUAGAUGUUACCGUAACGGGUGAAAUUGAUCCAAGUGAUAGAUUGGACAAUCCAAAUUCAAAUAUUAUCGAUUCGUUAAUUUCAUCUUAUUUUUGGAUUGGCGGAUCUUAUGUACAAAGGGAUACUUGGGAUUUUUGGGCGGUAGAAGCGUUAACGUUGCUAGCUAGCAUUUUCGUGGUAACGGUUUUACAAAAUAUGUUCAUCGCUUUUAUGGGCGGGAUUUAUUCUGACGCGCAUGUUCAAGCAAGCAAUGCGUUAUUAAGGUUCAGGGCCGAGAACAUUUCAGAUUACGAAGCAUUGGAUGAUGUGCAUUUCUUACCCUUGACCCCGGAUCCAAAAUAUAUUUGUUACGUAGGUCGUUCAUCAAGUUAUGAAACUUGGAAAAAUUUAAGUAAUGCGAAAUCUCAUACGUUAUAUCAUAAAUAUGAGGAAAAGAUUACAGAGAUUAAGGGUUUAUAUGAAGUUGAAAAUUUGGAAGAUAAAAAUUGUUUGUGGAAGUGGGAUGAUGGAAAUGUUGAUCACGACGACACAGACAA
Funneliformis mosseae is the source of this 3695-nucleotide messenger RNA. Lineage: Eukaryota; Fungi; Glomeromycota; Glomeromycetes; Glomerales; Glomeraceae. The record is from the annotation of a GenBank genome assembly.